This is a messenger RNA of Mitosporidium daphniae, 1053 nucleotides long. RefSeq names its product subunit of transcription initiation factor TFIID. The transcript has a single exon. Gene Ontology annotation, molecular function: RNA polymerase II general transcription initiation factor activity; transcription cis-regulatory region binding; chromatin binding. The record is from RefSeq and is a predicted model, not a curated record. Lineage: Eukaryota; Fungi; Microsporidia. The coding region runs from base 1 to 1053 and encodes 350 amino acids. Gene Ontology annotation, cellular component: transcription factor TFIID complex. Gene Ontology annotation, biological process: transcription initiation at RNA polymerase II promoter.
AUGCGUCUUCGUACGCAAAUGGAGCUUUUGUGUGCGACGGAAGUGGAUUCGCCUCCUCUUAGCAUUUCGGGGCCACUAGACGACAUUUCGGAUGUUCUUUUUGGGCCUGGAGGAUCUCAAACUUCUUCCUUAAAAGAUGACGAAGAAAGAGCAGCUGUAGCUGCCAAUCCGCCUCCAAGCCUUGAAGGGAUUCUUGCGGAAGAAUCAUUUUUUGACUUUUACUUGCUAAAGUCUGGUCUCAUCUUUAAAGCAAUUGAAGGAAAAAUCGGGCCAUAUGCAAUGGCGAAAACACUUUCCACGCUUCCGUCGUUUAUCAACUCAUUGAAUAGAGAGCAAAGUAAGGCGGAACAAGAUGCACUUCCUUCCACCGGUGCUAGCAACCCUGCCUUUGCUUUUAGUUCUCCAGCAGCGACAGGAGAUACCGGGAUGGUCAUAUUGAUCACUUCUGGACAUUUUUUUAGACUUGUGAGAAAAGUAAGCGGCAAGGAUUUGCGUCCAUUUGCAGACCAGUGGAUAUAUGCCCCUGGACAUGCCAAUCUCCAUGCUUCCUUUGGGUUGAACAGAAAAAAAUGUUGUCUGGAAAUAAGAAUCUCCCAAAACUGCACACAUCCCGAUCGUGGGGGAAGAUUUUGUGGCCCACUCAAGAUUCGCGUUCAGGAGUCAGACCAAUAUUAUGAUCAUGUGGUUCAUAUUGAGGAUGCAAGCCAUUUUUUUGAGCUUCCUUAUCAUUCUAAAUACAAAAAGUCAACAGCUGGCGGAUCGCUUUCGAUUUCUGGCGGCGGCGGCGGUACCGGCGGCGGCGGCGGCAAUGCCUCCUCAUCAGCCCCCAUCCAUCUUCAUCCCAUAGAAGAGAGCUCGAGCACCACCAUGGGUAUUGACCAGCUUAUUGCCGAUGAGUCUCCUGUGCAAUGGGUGCGACUUGAUCCGGAAAUGGAAUGGAUGCGAAAAGUCAGCGUGGAGCAGCCCGAAUUUAUGUGGAUCGAGCAGCUGGAAAACGACAGGGAUGUUAUUUCGCAAGCCGAGGUAUGCUUCCAUGAUUUAUUUCUCCCUUAA